Chondrus crispus (carragheen) is the source of this 5049-nucleotide messenger RNA. RefSeq lists its product as hypothetical. The transcript has 2 exons. Bases 1 to 4467 code for a protein of 1488 amino acids. NCBI's taxonomy places the organism in Eukaryota, Rhodophyta, Florideophyceae, Gigartinales, Gigartinaceae. Gene Ontology annotation, biological process: Golgi organization; endoplasmic reticulum to Golgi vesicle-mediated transport. Gene Ontology annotation, cellular component: Golgi apparatus. Gene Ontology annotation, molecular function: small GTPase binding. The record is from RefSeq and is a predicted model, not a curated record.
AUGCCAGGCGAGGAAACGAUAGAGCCUUCUUUGAACGGGCCGCUCGUCACUGAAGAACAAGCAAGGGGUGCAAGUAGGGCUAAAGUCGUAGAAACAGCUGAAGAAGAUGGGAAAGCAAAUAGCCAAGUCUGGGAUGACACAAGGGAAGAAAGCCAUGCGGUGCCAAAUAGUGGUACAGUAGAGUCAGUCGGCUGGGUGCAAUCGGAUGUAAGGGAGAGUGCAACUGCCGAUGCAGGUGUAGACUGGUUCUCAGGUCAGUCUGUGCAGCCCGAAACUAGCGACCCCACGCAGUCGGAGGUAAGCGCAUCGGAUGAAUUGUUUGGGAGUAACACGGACAGCAAUCUGCAUCGUGAGGAGCAAGUCUCGCUUCCGGUUCCAGAAUCAGCACAGUUUCACGCAGAGGAGUGGAAUGCAGUCGGUCAGCAAACAAGCAAAGACUCUACUAUUUCUGAUCGCACUGUAGGUGGAAAUCCAAGCAGCGCCACAUCUGCAUUCCGAACGAACGAAACGAAAGACGAAAGCCGUCUACAUGCUGAACAUGCAAACUCCGGGGUGCCGGGGGCGGUUGGUGCAAGCGGGGCAAAUUUGCCCUCGGGUGCGCCUGGGUCGGCAGAGCAGAUCGAGGAAAGUGCAGCAAACAUGAUUGCGAGUACUUUCGGGGUACCCGCGCCUGCGAGGCCAUUGGCACAGCCACUACUGCACAGUGAUGAUGCAUUGACGCCUGUUGUUCAUGCGCAAGACGAGAAUGUUGCGAUCAUAGUCGGUUUGCGCGCCGAAGUCGAAAGCCUUCGAAUUGAAAGAGACGCUGCAAUAACGUCCCAGAUCUCUAGUGAUCAGAGCAUUGGGAACCUUGAGCGAUCAAUGCUUGAGCUGAGGAAGGAUUUGGAGAGAAAAUCCAAAAACUUUGAAGCGUUGCAGUCAGAGCUAGAUGGACUUCUCAGUCAAAGAGAUCAACUGGCGCAAGAAAAGAUCGAGGCUGAGAAGGAACGUGAUUCUGCUGUACAUCAGGGCGGAGAGGGGAUUCGUGAAGCGCGUGGAGUAAUUGAGGCAAUGCGAAGUACUCAAGGUAUUGCGGAGAGACGUGAGGCAGUGAUAUCUGAACAGAUAGAAGCUCUUCGAAGUGACCUGGAUCGUAUCUCAGAGGAAAGAAAUUCUUUCCUGGAGGAGUCGAAUGGGUUAAAGAACAGGUUGCAAGAGGCGGAAUCUGAUGCAAGAAUAAGAGAGGAGGAGCUCAUGCAGCAGAUUCGAUUCAUCGAAAAUGAAAAUGAAAUAGCAAAACUGGAGCGAGAAAAGGCCAUGACCGCGAGCAAAUUUCACAUACAGGAGCACAAGGACCUCCUAGAAGUUGAACAGUCCACAUGUCUUUCACUGACGGCUCGGGAAUCAAGAAUACGAGAACUGGAAGAUGCAAUUGAGGAUUUGCACCGAGAACGGGAUGAGGAGCUCAUCAGGAUCGAAGCCUUUUCGUCUCAGAUGAAGGAUAUGAAGGAAAGGACGAAAAAUGUCAUCCAGGAGCGAAACGACCUUUACGACGAGAAGCUUGACCUUGAAAGAAAAGUAGAAAGUCUUGCUGCGAGCGGGGAGCAAACGCAGAGAGAACUCAUGGAUACGAAUAGAGAAAAGUCCUCAAUACUGAGUGAGCGUGAUGAAGCCAGGCAAAGGUACGGUGCUUUGCGGGAUCAGUUGAAAGAUAUGACUAAUCAACUGGAAUCACUGUCUUUAGAGAGGAACGAAUUGCUGCAGGAACGCACCUCGUUAGUGACGGGAUCCUCAACAAUUUCGGAGAAAGAAAAGACACUCGCAGAAGAAAGUCAGCGGAAAACCUCUCAGAUUGCGUUGUUGCAGCGUAAGGUGACAGCUGCGGGAGCGAAAAUUGAAAAGCUCACCCUUCAGAGAGCAGUUUUCCAGCGGCAACGUGAUGAGGCUGGUGCGAGAUUACGAGCGGCGGGCUCAGAAUUUGCUACGCUGCACAGCAAGUUGCAAUCAGCAACAGAGGGUCGCGAUACAUUGCAGAAGACCGUAGUCUCCCUUCGAGACGAAAAAGAUGCCUCUCUAGCUCGCGUUCAAGAACUCUCCGAGGUUGCCGCACAAAAACUGGUUGUGGAAGAAAAUUUAGCUGCAACCUCAAAACAGCUUGAAAGCCUGCAACAAGACUUGGCCAGUACACGAGAAGAACUCGGUAAAGUGAAGGAGAGCCGAUUCGACUUGCAGCAAAGGUGUUCAACUAUUACCACAGAUAUGGAGCGAACGCAAGCGCAACUUGAAAUUGCGGCCCGCGAACGAGAUCAGCUACAGUCUCAACUAGGUACCGUGAAGGCAGACAAGAAAUUACUGCAGCAGACAGUUAAAGAACACCAGAAUGCCAUCGCCGAAGCUGAAACGAAACAAAAAUCAGUUGAGGCUGAACUGUUGACGAACAGAGAAAAAGCAGCUUUAGAUGUUGGAAUUGCCAAAGCAGAACUGGCUGGUGAGCAAAAGGCUAGAAUGGAGCAUGUUGCUCAACUUAAAGAAAUUCAAGAUAUUAUGAAGGAGGAAUCUGUUACCAAGGGAAGAAUGAGGGAAUCCGCCAUUUCAUCCCUUCGCUCUGGUAGGCAUGAAUUGGAAAACGGGAGCGUGGUGCCCAGUAUUGCAUCCUUCUUACCCAUUAUUGAUUCUAUCAUCAAGUCGACUGAUGGGAAGGAGGAUGUCUCGGUACUAACUAGGUCAACAGGUGAAGUCUUUGUGAAGCUUUGUACUGAAGCGUGCAAGGUCGCCAACAGUCUAGCAACUCUGAAGGUGACGGCCGCAGAGGCUGUCCAAAAACUGGAAGUAGCAGAAGCAGCUAAAUCUGAGAUGACUGCCAGGGAAGCAGAGCUUCAUCAAGCGCAGGUUAUGUCGGAGCAGAAGUCAAAAGACUUUCAGGUCCUACAAGAGGAAAAGCAGUCCCUGGAUACCCGGUGUGAGGCUCUCCAAGAAAGGCUUGAGCAGUCGGAAGCCAACGUAUUGGCUCUACAUGCUGAGACGCGUGAUAUCACAAAGAAGAUGGAGACUGAAAUUGAACGAGAGGCUCAUGCGUCAGCAGAAGAACGGGCUCACCUCACAGGAGAAAUCGCGAAGAUCACCUCGAACCUUAACUCCAUAUGGGUUAUGCUGCAGAAAGCACUCACUAAUCACCAAAUCAAUAUCUACAGAGAUGACAUCAACGAUUCUGACGAAACAUCGGAAACGAACAACGUGGCUAUGCUGACUUUGCGAGCGACAGCUUCAGUUGUUGCAGAACUAGAGCGGAACCGAACCCAAGCAGAGGACAUAGCCCAGCGACUAGCAACAGCUGAGGCAGAGAUCACUCGAUUAGUUGAUCGAGCUGAAAUUGCAGAACAGGAACGAGACGUGUAUAGAGGAACGAACGAGCGUCUUGAAAAGAAGUCUACUCUUGCGUUUGCGGAAGGUGAAGAGAAGGCGAAAUCCCAGCUUGAACAGAGCAUUGUCCAUAUUGAAGACGAGCUCGAAGAUACGAAAGAGCAACUCAGAAGAGUAACUGAGAAGGCAGCGAGGUCGGAAAAGGAAGCCGGGGAGCUACGAGCACUCUGUAGUAAGCUUACUGCACAGUUCAACGGUCGUACUAACGAGCUUGAUGAAGCGGAAGAGAAAGUUGUUUAUCUCCAAGACCAGGUGACAAACCUAGAGGAGGACCUUGACGAAUCACAUCGAAGGUUGAAAGUUCUCCAAGAAGAAGCAACUCAAGCAAGAAAGAAUGAUGUGGACCGUUUAAGUUCUGCACUACGAGAGACAAUAAAGCAGGUUGAGUCUCUGGAAAACGAAUGUGCAAGACUAAGAGAGGCAUGUGAUGUAGCUGAAAAUAGCGCAAGAGAGAGUGAAUUCUUGGCUGAAACCCAUCAGAAAGCGGAGGAAAAUUUGCAAAUAGCUAUUGAGCAGUUGGAAGCGGCAGAAGACUCUGCUGUCGAACAAAGAACAAUUGAAUUGCAAAAGAGGGUUGAGGAUGCCGAAGAGCGAUGUGCCAAAGCGCUUGAAAAGGAGGCUAAAGCGACGAUGAGUCAGGACAAGCUUACAAUUCGAGAUGAAGAAAUCAAGGAAUUAAGAGGGGCGAUUGGUCGACUUGCAGACGAGCGGGUAGAGCUGAAACUUGAACUCGAGAAGAGUUUGUCGCGAUUGAACCACCCAGAUGCCGGAGGUCAACUCGUCGACAGAAGAGUUGUGAGGCAGCUGUUGAUAAGUUAUUUCCGAGUAGGCUCGAUUCGAAGAAGAGAUGUACUGGAGUUAAUGUCUCGUAUGUUAGCUUUCUCAGACGCAGACAACGUUGCGGUCGGCCUCAAGCGUCGAGCUUUGAUGGAUCGUAUCGGGUCUCUGGUGCAACCACCAGAGCUCGACGAUGCAACACUACCGCCUCUCGGGACGGUCAGCGACAAGUGGAUAGAGUUUCUGAUGAAUGAAACUGAGGAAGGGGACGAACAAGCUAAGGCUUGGUAAUUUUCUGUAGAUCAUCCUCGCUAAAUAUUGACUAGACCUUCAGCUACACUCUCAGUUUCAGCUGCGUUUUUGAUUAAGCGCAUAUUGCGUUUGCGUUUCCGAAGAGCAAAGUAUCAAAUAGAAUUGAGCACUGCGUGCACGACGAGCAUGACGACUGCUUCGCCUUUGACUUCCUAUGCAUUGGGUGACUGGCUCCUGUUCACGUCUUAUGAAUACUAGUCAUGGAUUGUUUGCAACUUGAUAACUUCCUUUUCAUGUGUUUAUCCUUCAACUCGGAUCAUUCUUUUGAAUCCGAACGCUUAAUUCGAACGGCGAUGAUGGUCCCUGAGGGAUUGGGACGGACGGGAUUCGCACGGGCGGGGUAAUUUUGCAAUGCUUGAGAAGCAGAUUUGAACCCAGAAUCUCAAUGUUCAUCUUAAGUUAUAGUUAUAAACCAGAGGGAGAACCGAAACUGAGAAGACGUUGCACUCUCUUGUUCUUUCCUUCACCCACUCUCUGAAGGGCCUGGCAGUGCCAACAGAGCUUCGUUUAAUAAAAUUGCUCAUUUUUUUGUCUAUACUAUUAAAAUAAUGUGCUUUUCUA